Messenger RNA from Cordyceps fumosorosea ARSEF 2679, 1146 nucleotides. RefSeq names its product AMP-binding enzyme. The transcript has 3 exons. The coding region runs from base 1 to 1146 and encodes 381 amino acids. The record is from RefSeq and is a predicted model, not a curated record. Lineage: Eukaryota; Fungi; Ascomycota; Sordariomycetes; Hypocreales; Cordycipitaceae.
AUGCCAUCCCCGAAUCCCAUCACUCCGCAUCAUCAUCUGCACCGACGCCCUCGACGCGGGCGAGCCUACACGACAGACGAAGAGAGCCCCGUUAAGCGAGCUUGCAAAGGAGCACCCGAGCCUCUCGAUACACUCGAUCGAAGACCUGGAGCGCGUCGGGACGGAGAGCGGCCGGCCGACGAGGCGGACGACAUCAACGUCAUCAACUACACGUCCGCCGUCAAACUGCUGCCGCUGCUUGGCAACGCCGGGGCCGCCCGACGCGCACCUUGUCGUAACUUGCCCCUCGCGCACACAUCCACGACCGCCUCGCCGACCAGAUGGCGCCGUGCUCCGGCACCGCCGCCGUCGGCUUCCGCGGCGGGAGGGACGUCCUCGGGCUGGGUCGCGGACCUGCACCUCCUGCGGCCGGCCGGCCGCGGCGCGCACAACCAGGCACCCGGUCCUCGAAGCGCUCUAGACGGGCCACCGUGCGCGCGUCUCGUCGUAAGCAGCAGCGCCUUCCUGCACCUUGCGACGUGCAGGCGUCCCUCGGUGCCGCGCUCGGUGCGCACCUCCGCCCAGGGACUACGGCAUGACCGAGUCCUUCGGGGCGCGCGGGCGGGCGCGCGGGCGCGCGGCGACAUGACGCACAGGGGCACCGUCGGCCCUCCCACGCCGCAACGUGGAGGUGCGCCUCGCCUCCGCGGCUACCGCGUCGACGACGAGCCGCGCCCCGCGUGGCGAGACGCGCGGGAGGGUUCGACGUCGCGCACGGCUGGGUUCCGCCCCAGCGACGUCGACGACCGGGGCUGCUUCGGGAUCAUCGACCGCAGCAAGAAAGUGCUGAAGCUGGCGCAUGGCGAGCACGUCUCGCCGGAGCGACUAGAGGGUGCGUACCUGCUGCGCCGCUCGCGUCCGCGUAAUGUCCGUGGCGACGCGGACCCGGCCUGUCUCGUUGGCGUCUUGAGCGUGGAGAGGGUUCCGUUUGCCGCCUUUGCGAGCACAAUCCUGGGCCGGGAGCUCGAGCCGAACGACGACGACGCCCUACGACAGCGCCGCAGUCCCCGUCGGCGGUCAAGGGCAUGUCCGGACAAUAUACAAAAUUUCGCGGGAGCAGAGGUUCAACAGCUACGAGAGGAUACGGGCAAUUCGCCUGGCAGUUGA